AGAAGGGAACCCAGAUUUACGCGUCCUCCAUUCUUUUUGGCUAGGAUAAUGCAAGGACCGUACUGAAACGUUUUCGAUUAAUAAGAUUCAUAAUGCAUUGUGAUUAAAAACUCAGAGGGUGAUUGAAAAUAAAAUAAUAAUAAAGGAAAAAAACCACUCGUCUGAAGUGCGAGUGCGGCGCAGGUGUAGCCAUGCCGCUGGUGAAGAGGAGCAUCGAGCCCAGGCACCUGUGCCGAGGAGCCCUGCCAGACGGGGUGACGAGCGAGCUCGAGUGUGUCACUAACAGCACCCUGGCAGCCAUUAUCAAACAGCUGGGAAGUCUCAGUAGGCAUGCGGAGGACAUCUUUGGGGAGUUGUUCAACGAGGCAAACAGCUUCUACAUGCGCAUGAACAGCCUUCAGGAGAGGGUGGAUCUACUGGCUGUGAAGGUCACACAGUUGGACUCCACUGUGGAGGAAGUGUCACUGCAGGAUAUCAACAUGAGGAAAGCCUUCAAGAGCUCCACUAUCCAGGAUCAGCAGGUGGUCUCUAGAACUUCUGUGCCCAAUCCAGUAAUGGAGAUGUACCACCGCUGUGACAAGCCACCGCCCCUGAACAUUCUCAGUCCCUACAGGGAUGACAAGAAGGAUGGCCUGAAGUUCUACACAGACCCGUCCUACUUCUUCAACCUGUGGAAAGAGAAGAUGCUCCAAGCAACUGAAAACAAAAGAAAGGAGAAAAGAAGGCAGAAGACCAGCGGCCCUGUCCAAUCAGACCAGGCUAGGCCCCAGUCCAGACAGGCCCAUUCCAGAAGUCCCCUGUUCGGCUCAGAGCAGAAACAGGUGGAGGACCCCAGCCGCGAGGUAAAGAAGGUGCGCAAGGCCCGGAACCGGCGGCAGGAGUGGAACAUGAUGGCCUACGACAAGGAGUUCCGUCCGGACACCCGGCUCACACCGUCGCCCUACCACGGCAUGUCGUCAGAAGGUUCCCUCUCUCCUGACAACAGGUCGGUCAUGUCAGACAUGGGGGAGCACUCUUUCCCCGCCAGCCCAAACCACCCCUCCCAGCAGGUGAGCGGGUCCAGCUCCUACAGCACGGCGGAGGGCAGGGAGCUGUUAGCCGCCGCCGCCCAGACCCAGUCCCUGGACCGCGUGUACCGACCCACCAUCGCCGCUGCCGGCAGGCAGGCCAACUCCCUGGGCCGCGUGCAGCCCCCCCACGCCCCUCCGCCCGCCGACCCCGCGCUCAACGGGCCCCGCCCGCAAGCCGUCAAGGACUACAGUGGCCAGCAGAUGCCUGAGGGUUUCGUGCCUCCAGCCCCGCCCCCUCCCCCGCCACUCAUCCCCUCCGCCCAAACAGCAUUCGACAGCCCAACUGUACCCCCUACCCUGCCCCCCAGCGCCAUGGCUGCGAUGUCCCGCCCCUACAGCCCGUCUCCUCCCCCCGCCCCGCCCUCCUCUUACAUACCUUCUCCCUCCCACCCUCCGUCCGCUGGAGGUCCUCCUGUGGCUCCUCCCCCGCCCCCUCCCGGACCCCCGACACACGUCCUCUCCCCCGCCCGCAACCUCGCCCCUUCCUCCGGCGAGGUGCAGCCCAGAAAGGGUCAGGUCCCGGCCACGCCCAUGACCGACGCCCGCAGCGACCUGCUGGCUGCCAUCCGCAGAGGUAUCCAACUGCGCAAGGUGCAGGAGCAGCGUGAGCAAGAAGCCAAGAAGGAGCCGGUGGGCAACGACGUGGCCACCAUCUUGUCACGGCGCAUCGCAGUGGAGUACAGCGAGUCGGACGACGACUCCGAGCUGGAGGAGAACGAGUGGUCCGACUGAGCGGCCCAGAGCGGCAGCGUGGCGCCCGUUUAAAGUACACUCCGCUGCUACCCCCGUCCGAGAAACCUGGCUUUCCCUCCCCCGCCACUGCGUCCGUAACCUCAUCCAUCAUUUAGAGAGAAGAGACGGAGGGCAGCCACCGGUGCAGCCUUUCCUCUAUUUACCAGCCCACACACGGACCCCAAAUUUUAUGCGCCUUUGGCAAUAAUGCGAGCCCUUUUCUAUUACGUUUAACACGUUUUGUUGAAAUGAACGACCUAAAAUCUUUACCUUCUCAAAUCAUGUGAAAGUCAUAUUCCUUUAACGUACCGUGGAUACAUGCGUGACUUUCCAGUAGCACUGCUGUUUGAUAUGCGGACGUCGUUAUUGAGUCCAUGUGAAGUGACAGAGCACUUUGACCACAUUAACAGGGCAUAUUGAAGUUGUGUUAAUUGGAUUUGGCUGUAACAUUGUAAAGCACUCUCGCCUGACAGCAUGGUAAUACUGUUUUUAAACCACCUCCAAGUUAGCCUGUUUGCCAACCGUAGGCCUUUCAUUGUGCUUUCUUUACACUUUUCCAGUUUGACAUUUAAUUUGCAUUUUAAUGAUAGACACAAUUGCUGGAAAGCCUUGCCAUCACUCAAUAUAAAUCAACACCACACAUUGAGGGAUUUCAAUCGCAGUAUGUCAUUUAACACGGAAUGAAAUGUAUGACAGCAAAUUGGGUUGUGCAUGUUCAUUGAAAACACAGUGCUAGUGUAGUCGGCCAUCCAACUUGCACCCUCUUUUGUGGAUUAAAGACUCUCUGCCCUGGGGGCUACUGGGUAGCUUUCUCAGUAAAAGUGCUGCUUGCAGCGUAUGAGCGAGCACCACAGUCUCGCUCAUGGAUUGAAUCUAACCCAUGCCAGUCCUGACUGUGCCCUGUGGGCUGCUGACCAGAGGGUUUUGCCCCUCUGCCCCUGCUCUGCACAUGCUGGACUUGUGGCUGUGGUGUGAAUAGAGGCAGAUGAUUGGCACCACAUGCUUGAGAGGAGAACCAUGCGUUGUCUUUACUCUCCCAAACCGCCAUCAGAGGGGCAUACAUAUUUUCAUAAAAUAAUAUCCAGAUUUUGGUGAGAUUGGAGAUGCCAAAAAGAGUUAUUUUCUCUUACAGUUAAACUUGAAAAGUCCUGAAGGUCAAUGUAGUCAAGACGCUAAACUACACAGUGUGCUGGAGUUUUUAUACUUAAAAAAAGCGAACAAUUGUUCACUUCUGGAAAUAUUGCUCCAGAAGUAGAGACCAGGGGCCAGAUUUAUGUACAUGAUGUGGUCGCAGUUUGCCUGAAAUAAACGUCUUAUUUACAAAGGCUACAGCUCAUUACGCAAUCAGCGAAUGGGACUGCCUAUGAACUACAUUUUGUGAAAGAGGCAGAGCUUAAACAGUAAAGUUAAAACACAUGUUUAAUGUUUGAAUAUCUUCACUGCGUGUGGCAAUAUCCAUGGAUCAGCUGCUACGUAAAAGUAUAUCCAGCGCAGGACAAAAUGUGUACAUAUUCCAGCUGUGGGGGCUAUUGUUGUUUCAAUUAAAUGCUGCGAGGUCCAAUGAGCAUAAUUAUGGCUGGGAUAGAAUGGGAACGUCGUGUGGAAGAUUCAAGUACAUAUUUUAUUUCUCCCAGAAGCAUACUUAUUUGUAUGGCUGUAUGUUUGUCACAGAAGUCGCAGGUGAUUUUCUCUUUCCGCGAUGGACAAAAGCCAUUAAAAGCAGCAUAUCAUUGCAUUUAGCCUACUCAUAUUUUUUACUAGCUGCAACACAGAUUUACUUCAGUUACUGUCACUACGGUUGAGCACAUGAUUUCAGUCAAUUUCCACUCCUUCGCAUUAGAUAUUGUUUGAUUUAAUCAGUUAUUUUGUCAAUAUUUUCUGUGACAGACACCCAGCCUUAAUUAUUGCUUGGCUGUUAAAUUAAUAAUUGAAUAAUCUGUUUGAUGAUUUCUCUGUUUGAUUGCUCUGGGGGUUGAAAUGUUGUGAUUCUUGUUGUAAAGAUUAUUUCAGUGCAUCUUCAAAGCCUAGAUCUGUGUCUCUGUCUUGCGCCUCAGUUUACGUCUGCUCUUUAGAGGCGGAGAAAUUUCUCCCACAAUUCGACCCUCGUAAAUUGCGUGUGAAUUCAAUUUAGUACAAAACUUUUGUAAAUUCAACGGAAUACAUAAUCAGUCACACUUAUAAUAUGUCCACCCUUUAUUUGCGCACAUUCCAGGACAGAAGUGCAUCUUAUGAUCACACGCAUACUGUGGUUCUAGCCCCAUGCUUCCUACAUCUGGCUCCAUGUGCUUAUAUCAGGAGUUGAAACAGAAUUGAUACAUUUCAGAGUAUGUGCCGGAUAUAUACAGUACAUGUCCACCGAUGAGCCAACACAUUAUGACCACCUGCCAAAUAUGCUUUUGGUCCUCUGCUUGCCGCCAAAAGGCAAGGACUCUACAAGACCUGUAUCUGGCAACAAGACGUUAGCAGCAGAUCCUUUAAGUCCUGUAAGUUGCAAGGUGGAGCUGCUGUAGAUCGGACUUGUUCCAGCACAUCUCACAGAUGCGUGAUCGGAUCGAGAUCUGAGGAAUUUGAAGGCCAGGACAACACCCUGAACUUCGUUAUAUUCCUCAAACCAUUCCCUAUGCCAGCAGGGAAUACCGUUGCCAUGAAGGGGCAUACAUGGGCGGCCUGUAGCGUAGUGGUUAAGGUAGGUGGUUCGAUCCCCGGUGUAGCCACAAUAAGAUCCGCACAGCUGUUGGGCCCUUGAGCAAGGCCCUUAACCCUGCAUAGCUCCCAGGGAGGAUUGUCUCCUGCUUAGUCUAAUCAACUGUAUGUCGCUCUGGAUAAGAGCGUCUGCCAAAUGCCAUUCAUGUAAUGUAAUGGAAUGGUCUGCAACAAAGUAGGUGGCACAUGAAUGCCUGGAUCCAGGUUUUCCCAGUAGAACAUUGCCCAGAGCAUCACAUUCUCUCCACCGGUCAUCCACUUGAUGUAAAUAAGUCAUCUGGCCAUAACAAUUUGGCCCUUGUCAAAGUGCUCAGGUGUUUACACCUUCCAAUUUCUCCUGCAAACAACACAUCAACUGCAAGAACCAACUGUAUACUUACUGUCUAAUAUAUCCCAGACUUUGACAUGUGCCGUUGUUACAAGAUAAUCAAUGUUAUCAGCAUCAUCUGUGAGUGGUCAUAUUGUUUAGGCUCAUCAGUGUAUGUGUCCAGUGGAGACAUAAUACCAAAUGCCAUAUGUGAGACCUGAAAUAUCUUUCUUCACCCUGUGAUCAGGUCAAUAUUUGUACAGCAGGACAUUAUUUUAUUAUUAAAACAUGAAGGGCGGUCACCACAGAUUAUUUUUAACUGCUUUGCCUUAAGCAUAAGUUAAAGUGUCUCUCCAGCCUAUUCUCCAUUUCUGUCAUCCUGUUUUUUCCAAUGCUGCCAUAUUCUGCCUGGACUCCAGUAGGUCAGAACCAGGGUGAACCUUCAGAAUCAUCACUGACAUGCCCUUUAUUUGUUUUCUUAUUUCCAGAAGUGUAAUACAUUCAAGAAUAUGACAAAUUAUUAAUAUAAAUAAAUGAAUAUAAAAGGUUCCAUGUUAUGUAUUAAAUAAUUUGGGAAGUUGGUGUACUCUUUAGGACUGAGCAGUGAGAACUUGUACUUAAUUGUAUUGCUAAAUGCAAACUUAUUUUAUUUUUGGUUUUCCCCUCUUACAUAUAAUAAUUGGUGCCAUAUCUGUUUCUAUUAUCACUCUCUGUUCUGAUUUUUAUUAUGUAGUGGUUGAGUAUUUGCCAUUAUUGGCAUUAUAGUGAUUUGCUGAUUUGAAGACACAAUUAGUUAAACAUUUGGUGGUUAAUGUAAUGGACUAUUGAGCCCUGUGAAUUCUCAAUUGUUCAAUUACUGGUGUAUUCCACAGUUCUGUGUUCCCUGUGAAACUCAGUUUUGAAAAGCUAUCAUGCAGUUGCCUAUUUGCCUAAAAAAAAAAAAAACUCUUAAUUUUGCGAGUAUGUCUGUGUACGUGUGUGCGUGCGUGUGCAAGAGACUCCCCUUUUUUAUUUUUCAGUGCUUCAAGUACAGUACAUUGCUUUCCAUAGGGCUUGAUGACAUGCCAGCUUGUCAUUUGAGGGAUAUUUUGCUUUUGGUGUCUCUGUUUUAAUACUCAACGUCUAUGGUUGAAAAGGAGAUGGCACAACUGUCAGCUUAGGAAGCUAUGAUGUAUGCCUGUAGUUUCUCAUGUGUACUAAUGUACUCAUGCGUUUAUAAAUGAACUGUUGUACAGAUUUUUGUAACACAGCUUGUAUAGGAGUUAUAUAUCUAGAUAACAAAUGUCAGUGUACCACAUGGAGUGACGUAGGCAAGCAUGCAUGUGAACAUCUAAUAAAAAGGUGGACAGCAUUUUAUUUAUUUUUUUAUUUCUGUUUUAAGAAUGAAAUGUGACUGAUGACUUUAAGAUUACUGGCUCACAUAAAGUAAUCUAGCAGUUGCCUUGCGCACACUUGUCGAUGAGAAAUUCUUCUUGGUCAAAUGUGUAUUUGGCAAUAAGCAAAUAUUUGAGUGGAAGUGUCACCUGUAUGCAUGUGGCACCUUGUUCAGCCCUGUUGCAGUUGUUUUUGUUUUGUUUUUUUGAUGGAAACUGUAGUGAAUAAAUGUACUGAACUUUA
Conger conger (European conger) is the source of this 6429-nucleotide messenger RNA. RefSeq names its product actin-binding protein WASF3-like. Gene Ontology annotation, cellular component: cytoskeleton. The coding region runs from base 192 to 1802 and encodes 536 amino acids. Gene Ontology annotation, molecular function: actin binding; protein kinase A regulatory subunit binding; Arp2/3 complex binding. Gene Ontology annotation, biological process: actin cytoskeleton organization; positive regulation of Arp2/3 complex-mediated actin nucleation. The record is from RefSeq and is a predicted model, not a curated record. Lineage: Eukaryota; Metazoa; Chordata; Actinopteri; Anguilliformes; Congridae. The transcript is spliced from 10 exons.